UCCCUUGGUUUUCCGUUGAGGCUCCUUUUAGUAAAUCUGCAAGUAAAGUGGAGGGUGAAUUUUGCCUUACGUUCUCCAAUCCACGUAUUUGUAAAGUCUUUCGUUAAGCCUUUGCCGUAAAACGCCCGGCUUUGUCGUAAAAUGCAGAGCAAUGGCGGCGUCUUCUUCGUCCUCCUCGGCCGGAGGCGUUAGCGGCAGCUCGGUGACCGGUUCGGGUUUCAGCGCCUCGGAGCUCAUUCCCCCAAGGAAGGUCCUGUACACUUACCCCAAAGGAGCCGGUGAAAUGAUGGAAGACGGCUCAGACAGGUUUCUAUGCGAGUCGGUAUUCAGCUACCAAGUGGCAUCGGCACUGAAGCAGGUCAAACACGAUCAACAAGUGUCCCGCAUGGAGAAGCUGGCGAGUCUGGUGGAGGAGCUGGAAGCGGACGAGUGGCGAUACAAGCCCAUUGAACAGCUCCUGGGGUUCACGCCGUCGUAAACAAAAGCACACGCUUUUUUUUUUUUUUUUUUUUUUUUUUUUAAACCGGGAUUUUUUUUUCUUUAGCUAAUAAACAGACUUGGCUAAAGUACUUAUACUCUGUACUUAACACAUUCACUGCCAUUGACGGCUUUAGAAGUCAAAUGUCCAUGUUAACUGGGAAGGCUGGCAGUGGUAAGUAGAACUACAUGUAAGGGGAAAAAAACCAAAAGACUGGGAAAAGUAGAAGUACUAAUUCAACUCAUAUACUUGCAGUAAGUAAAAAAUAAAAGUACAGACUGAAAUGUACAAAAGUAAAAAUGUUUUUUUUUUUUUUUUACUGUCAAUUACAUACAAUAAAUGGAAGAAAACUCAUCUGCACACAAAAUAGUUUCCCUCUUUUAUUAACUUGCAUAGUGCUCAUACUGAGAAGAAAAAAAGUCCUGUUAUAUGUCAUAUUUUGUUGUUGUUUUUUUAACCAAGAGCUCACUAGCAUUGGCUUGAUUUUUAUGCAAACAUAUUCCUGCCAAUGUCAAACAAUUCUAGGAUUGGGUAGGAAAUAAUUUCCUUCUCCGAAUCUGUUGCCUUGUCUUUAAUGCUCCUUGGCUCAUGCCGCUACAUGUUUUUAUAAAGUACAAUUUAAUAGUACUAUUUUCCUCCUUAACAACACAUUACAAAAAAAUAUGUUUUUUGGGGGUGAGGCUGGAACAGAUUAAUGGCAUUUCCAUUCAUUUAUUGGGGAAAUAUGAUUUGAGAAACGAGUGUUUUGCCUUACGAGCACAGUCGGAACAAAAUAAAAUGUUAUCUCAAAGCACCGUUGUACUUAAUUACAGUAACAAAGUAUUUGUACUUAGUUACUUCCCACCAAUAAAUGAUGUGAAAGGGUGACACAGAAGCAGUCACAAACAACCCAUUUAUGCGUGUAAUUAAAAAGUCGUAGGUUCUA
Molecule: messenger RNA, 1403 nt
Organism: Phycodurus eques (leafy seadragon)
Lineage: Eukaryota; Metazoa; Chordata; Actinopteri; Syngnathiformes; Syngnathidae
Gene: anapc16
Product: anaphase promoting complex subunit 16
Exons: 4
Coding region: 152-478 (108 amino acids)
Biological process (GO): protein ubiquitination
Cellular component (GO): anaphase-promoting complex; kinetochore; cytosol
Source: RefSeq, a predicted model, not a curated record